AUGGCUGACAGUGGUCUUAAGAGAAAUAUUCCCAUCAAGCUCGGAGAUUUUUCAGUUAUCGACACCGAGUUCUCGAGUAUCAGGGAGAGGUUUGACGCCGAAAUGAGAAAAAUGGAAGAAGAAAUGAGCAAAUUUCGAUCGGAACUCAUGAACAGAGAAAGCAACAAUUUUUUUAAGAGCUCGACAAGCACUACAACAUCGUCACAGCACAGUGACAGCAGACAGUUGGCUGAGCCCAGCCACUGGGACAGCUUAAACUCUCCCCUAAUCCAGGAUGAGGGCGAUGGCAAGUCUCUUAAGCUCAGAUUUGAUGUCAGUCAAUACACACCUGAGGAAAUCGUCGUAAAGACCGUCGAUAACAAAUUAUUGGUCCACGCCAAACACGAGGAGAAGUCAGAGACGAAGUCAGUGUACAGAGAAUACAACAGAGAGUUCCUCCUGCCCAAAGGCACAAACCCAGAGGCGAUCAAGUCGUCGCUGUCGCGGGACGGCGUCCUGACCGUGGAGGCUCCCUUGCCGCAGCUCGCUAUCACCGACAGGAACAUCCCCAUUCAGAAACAU
This is a messenger RNA of Brenthis ino (lesser marbled fritillary), 561 nucleotides long. NCBI's taxonomy places the organism in Eukaryota, Metazoa, Arthropoda, Insecta, Lepidoptera, Nymphalidae. The record is from the annotation of a GenBank genome assembly.